Molecule: messenger RNA, 1761 nt
Organism: Hemisphaericaspora subhashii
Lineage: Eukaryota; Fungi; Ascomycota; Pichiomycetes; Serinales; Debaryomycetaceae
Gene: ECM39
Product: dolichyl-P-Man:Man(7)GlcNAc(2)-PP-dolichol alpha-1,6-mannosyltransferase
Exons: 1
Coding region: 1-1761 (586 amino acids)
Biological process (GO): protein N-linked glycosylation
Cellular component (GO): endoplasmic reticulum membrane
Molecular function (GO): alpha-1,6-mannosyltransferase activity
Source: RefSeq, a predicted model, not a curated record
AUGAUAUCUCCUUAUACAAAAGUAGAAGAAUCAUUUAAUUUACAAGCAAUUCAUGAUAUUUUAAAUUAUGGAAUUUAUCCUCAACAAUUAAUCAUUGAAAAUUAUGAUCAUAUUAAAUUCCCAGGGGUUGUACCAAGAACUUUUAUUGGUAGUUUAAUUAUAGCAGGAUUAUCACAAUUAGUUAUCAAGGUUGAUAAAUUCUUAACCAUUGAUUUAUUGUCAUCGGUUGGUAAAGAUCAAUUGGAAUUACAGACAAUUGUUAGAUCAAUAAUUGGACUUGUUAAUAUAUUCAUGUUAUUAAAACUUCGAGAUUCAAUUAAUAAAAUAAGUUUUAAAUACAAAAACAAGAAAUCUAAAUAUUCAAUUGGAUUUUGGUAUACAAUCUUAUUAAUGUCUCAAUUUCAUUUAUUAUAUUAUUCUUCAAGAACAUUACCAAAUUUCAUCGUAUUACCAUUGGUUAAUUAUUCAAUUUCAAAAUUAAUUGUUGGUGAUUUAUCAGGUUUAACUUGGUUAGCAUUCUGUGGGAUUAUAUUCCGAUUAGAAAUUGGUUUAUUUGCCGUCAUAAUUGCUUUGGUCUCUUCUAUUAUAUUUGGACAAUCAAAUAUAUUCAUUAAUAUUGUAUAUCUUGCUGCUGGUAGUUUGAUUGGUGGAUUAACUUCAAUUUGUAUUGAUUCAUAUUUUUGGAAUAGACUCUUGAUUCCUGAAUUAGAUUCAUUUAUUUUUAAUAUUAUAGAAGGGAAAUCAAGUCAAUGGGGAGUUGAACCUUGGCCAGCAUAUUUUAGACAUUAUUUAUGGCAAUUGUUUAGACCUCCAAUUAUUUUGUUAUUGGCAUUACCUGGUUUAAUUAAUGAUCCAGCUGAUAAUGGCACAACUACACCUACAAAGACCAAGACAAUCUUAAAUCAUCCAGCAAGAAAUUCUUUACGAAUUCUUUUCAUUUCUUCAUUAUUAUACAUUAUUGCAAUGUCAUUCCAACCUCAUAAAGAAUGGAGAUUUAUAAUUUAUACAAUUCCAAUAUUCACAUUACAAGCUGCAAAUGGAUUAACUAAUAUCUUCCAUAAAACAACUAACUUAAUGAAUAAAUUAUUAUUCUUAAUUAUUAUGGCUGGAAUUCUAUUAUCAACAAUCUUAUCUAUUCAAAUGGGAUAUGUUUCAAGUUUUAAUUAUCCUGGAGGAAAUGCCCUUCAAUUCACCAAUAAUUAUAUCACCCAAAAUCCAUCCAAUUCCGACACUGUUAUUAUUCAUAUGGAUGUUCCAGCUUGUAUGACUGGUGUAAGUAGAUUUGGAGAAAUUCAUAACAAUCCUAAUAUCAAAUAUGAUAAAACUGAGGAUCAAACUCAAUUAGAAUCAUUGUGGAAUCAAUUUGAUUUCAUUAUUACCCAUGAUGAAAAGCUUGAUCCAAAGUCUUGGGAAUUGAUAUAUACUGAACCAAUAUUUAAAGGAAUUACAAUUGAACCAAUUGUAGAAUUAUUAAUUGCUCAAAGUAAAGAUAGGUCAAUCAUCAUUAAUCUUAUCAAGAAUAUCAUAGAUGAAUUAGUAAAGGGUGAAUCAAAUACUUUGAUUAACUUGUUAAGAUCAACUAUUUUGACUGAAGAUUAUUUAAAUGUUUAUAAAGCAUUAACUCCUCAUGAAUCGACAAUGCAUAUCACUCCUGAAUCAACAGCAAGUGAACCACAAGAUAUUGAUCCAGAAUCCCUUAAGAAAGAAAUCAAUCAACAGAUCGAUAAUUUAGAAGAAUCCUUUUCAGCAAUGGGACAAUGA